This is a messenger RNA of Effrenium voratum, 1775 nucleotides long. NCBI's taxonomy places the organism in Eukaryota, Dinophyceae, Suessiales, Symbiodiniaceae. The record is from the annotation of a GenBank genome assembly.
GUCCCCGGUGGCCGCGUGAACCAUAUAUGAAGAAGCCUUGCAGCACGCCGAUGACGCCGGAAGAAAUCAAGGACAUGUGGGCGCGCAACGCCAAGCUAGCCGCGAACCAGGGGACCUGGACGCAUUUACAAUGCGAGUGCAUCUUGAACGGUGGAGCCGUCGCUGAUGGAGCUGGCUCCAUGGAGAUGCAGCUGUUCCGUACCUUCUUGCUCGGCUCGCCCAAGUUGAUCGCCUACCGCACUGAGUGGGCUAUAUUCGGGGAGCGGGAGCGCCUUGCAGGUACCAUUGAUUUCGUGGCCCGCAAUGAUCGUGGAGAAUUGGUCCUGUACGACUGGAAGCGAACGAAGCAGCUGCGGCACAAGUAUGUACUCAGGGUUUGGAUACUCUCGCUGCUACUCGAUGCGGACGACGACAAGCUGCGUGAUGAUGUCUGCAACAAGAGCUUGCUGCUUCAGACUUUGAUGCUUUUUGAGCUUCUGGAGAACGGGCAUUUCAAGAGCUUCGCGCUGGUGUGCUACACGCUUUACCACAAUGAGCUCGCGCAGGACACUUUCCGACAGGAGCUGUCGCAAGAAAUGCAGAGUCGCUUGGAAGGUGUGGAAGCAAGCCCCAUCUCAGUGAAGCGUGAAAGGCUAGAUCCGCAGGGCGCAGCAGCCAGCAGUAGCCAACACGCAGGUGCACCGCACGAGACCAAGAAGGAGGAGCCCAAGGAAGAUGAUGACGGCGCCCCGGCGGAGCCGGAAAUCAGCGUGGACACCGCCACAUGGAGCGUUCUACAGAAGAGGAGGUUGCUGCCCGGCGCUGCCAGGUCUGCCUUUGAUUUUGCAGACCACUUCAAUACACUCUCAAAUCAGAACACGCAGUUUCAGACGCAAGCAGCUGAACCCAUCGACAAUUCCCACACAAUUCUAGAGCAAACAAAGAGGUUCACUGUGUUCGUUCGGGAGAGGCUCCACGGCGUGCCCGACACGAUCGUCCGGCUUUGCGUUGCAGCCCUUGCGGUGUUCCGCGUGCGCAUUGUUGAUGUAUUCAUGCGUGAGCACGCUUUCCUACUAUGGAUCAUGCAAGGCAACAAGCAGCUGCGCUUCCACGCGGGGGAUUGCUACCUGCUGCAUCAUAGUGGGGCAUGGCAGCAAUACAAAGGUGUACCGCCAGACUGUGGCCUGGUCCAAGAGUUUCUGAUGCAGCUCGAAGGUAUUUUCCGGCGGAUGCCCAGAACCGUUGCACGCAGCCCUGACAAGGACUUCUUGGAGCGCUGCGUUGAUGCUUGCCUCGGCGCUGACGGCCCGGCAGUGCAGGUGACGCGUGCUGAGCUGGAGAACUGCUAUUUGCGUGUCCUGCUGGAUGUCUACAUUGCUGCCAUCAAGGGUGCAAAAAGAGCGGGAGCCCGAGCCGUCAAGAAGGACAACCCGGGGGAAGUGUACGAGGAAAGAGCUUCCAAGAUCGAGGCGCACGAGAAAAUGUGCGAGAAAGUCCUGGACAUGCAAUUGCAAAGUGCAGAGGCCGCGCCUCCGGCUUGCAAGCGGCGCAAGAGAAGCAAAGGUCAAGAAGCUAGCUCGCAGGCAGGUGAGCCAUCGCAAGUUGCUUCGGCGGGCAACCGGCGCAAAGUGGACGUGCAGUAUUACUAUACUUUGCCGGACACCAUUCGGACUCGCCAACAGUGCCAGUCCAGCAUCUCCGCGCAGCGGUUUUCUCGCAGAUUGCAAGCGCUACUUUUGCCUGACACAGUCGACCUGGAUAUACACAAAUUUUCACGGUCAUGGGUCAGCUUUUGA